Messenger RNA from Beauveria bassiana ARSEF 2860, 669 nucleotides. Its product is annotated as C6 transcription factor. Lineage: Eukaryota; Fungi; Ascomycota; Sordariomycetes; Hypocreales; Cordycipitaceae. Gene Ontology annotation, cellular component: nucleus. Gene Ontology annotation, molecular function: DNA-binding transcription factor activity, RNA polymerase II-specific; zinc ion binding. Gene Ontology annotation, biological process: regulation of DNA-templated transcription. The transcript is spliced from 2 exons. The record is from RefSeq and is a predicted model, not a curated record. The coding region runs from base 1 to 669 and encodes 222 amino acids.
AUGGGGGAUAUCGAACCAGGACGGCCCCUCCAGCCAAAGGCGGCUCGCGGCCAGCAACGCGCGCCGCCGUAUCCAGCAAUGAAGCGAAGACGCCCGACCGGUAUCGCCUGUCACCAUUGUCGGCUCAAAAAGAUCAGGUGCGACGGUCAACGCCCUGCGUGCUCGUCCUGCGAGGCCAAGGCGGUGACGUGCACCUACCGCGACACGCUGCUCUCCUCCAAGGUCUCGCGGGAGUCGAUCCCGGGCGUGGUGCAGAUGCUCGGGCAGCUGUGCCCCGCGGAGCUCGUGCGCGUCGUCUCCCGGCUCAAGGACGAGGGCGAUGCCGAGAUUGUGCUGGCCACGAUACGGGAUAGUCUGGUGAAGCAGAGCCGGCAACGGGACGGCGCCAGCUCGGAUCCGCCGUCGUCAAUGGCGGGGAGUAGUAGUCAUAAUAGCGAGGACCGAGGAGCCUGCGGGCCGAGUACACCGGAAGAGGCGGUGCUGCCGGAUCUGGGCGGUGCGACGACGCCCGAGAUUGACUGGUACUGGCCCCCGUGUCAGGCUACUACCGAGUUUGCGUUACAUGGUGGCAUGCCCGACGCGUAUGGCAGCAUACCCGACACGUUUGAUGAAUAUUGGCCCCUUCAGUGGUCUAGAAGCUGGGCUCAAGCUACCGACCACAUCUGCUGA